Molecule: messenger RNA, 1700 nt
Organism: Rotaria sordida
Lineage: Eukaryota; Metazoa; Rotifera; Eurotatoria; Philodinida; Philodinidae
Source: the annotation of a GenBank genome assembly
GUUUAAAUAUGAAAUUAUUAGAUAUAGAAUUAAGAAAAUAUCAAAAUAUUCUUUUCAUUCCAUUGAUAACAUUUAUUGAUAAAUAUUUUGUAUCCAAUCAAUGUUCACAAAAUAAUAUUUUAAUUAAAGAAAUAUUAGAAUUUCUUCGUAUAACAAGUGAUCAAACACUAACAAUUCCAAUAUUUAUUAAUGCUAAUUAUCCACAAAUAUGUUUACAUUGGUUAUCACUUUCCUAUUUGAAUGCUUAUGAAUAUGCUUAUACUUUACGUAUAAUAUAUAAUAUUGCACGUCAUGAUGAAGGAAUAAUGAUCCUAAAUAAAUGUCAAUGUCACAAUAUUUUAAUGCAAUUUAAUACAGAUAUAUUGGAUAGACAUAUCGAUUUUAUAAUUGAUAGAAAAUGGUAUGAAGAUCUUCAAUUAAUCUAUUUUAUGAUAAUAAUUUUAAUUGUUGAUUCAAAUAAACUUGUAAUUGAAAGUACUAAUUGGUUUAUAACAUAUCGUUUAUCACCAGCAAUUUUCGAUGGUAUACUAUCACGUACAUAUCGAUAUCAAAAAUUUCAUAUAUCAGAAUUAAUAAUUAUUCUAAUGAGACUAUGUAUAAAUGAUAAUUAUAUUCAUUGUAUUUCUCAUAAAAAAUAUUCUACAUUUCCAGAAUAUGUAUUUAAUGUAUUAAAUUUUUUAUUAUAUUGUGUUGAAAUCGAAAGAUUUGAUUAUAGUGUUCUCUCUUUGGAUGUUUUAACAGUGAUAGCUUUAGCAAAUAUUUUAUGGAGUAUUUCAUUUCAUGAUCAAUAUAAAAAUAUUUUAAUUGAAAAUAUUCAAAUUAUAAAUAAACUUAUAGUAUUUGAAUCAAGUAAUAUAAUUGAGAAAAUAUUACCUUAUAUAUACAUAUCUCGUCAUAUGUCAUCAUUAAAAAGAGCAAUUGAUGGUAUUUGGCAAAAUUUAUAUCCUUUAUCAUCUACAAAUGUAGAAAUUAAAUCUUUAACUACAAUAAAAUCUUUUUGUUCAUUAAUGAUUAGUUAUUCUCAUAUUGAUAUUGAUUUUUGUCGACAAUUAUAUGAUAUAUUUAGUAUACUUCCAGAAUUAUCAAUAUCUGUUGAUUUUAUUAAUUCAAAAUAUUUAUGGCAAGAAAUAGCACAAACUAUUGAACAAUCAGAUCUUGUUCUUUUUCUUAUAUCAAAUAAUUUUUUCAAUAGUAAAUCAUGUCGUCAAGAAUUAAUCUAUGUUACAGAUACAUUAAAAAAACCUUUUAUAUCAAUCUUUAUUAAUGCUGAUUAUCAAGUAACAGGAUGGCUUAAGAAUCGAAUAAAUGAAUCAAAACAGAUUCAUUUUGAAGAAAAAGAUUUUAUAAAUAAUUGUAAUGAAUUAUUAUCAUUGAUUAAGCAAAGUGUUUCCAUGAAUAUAACUUCAAUCAAAAAUACAUCCGAUAUCAAACAAUGGAAUGAAAAAGAAGUUAAACAAUGGUUUAAUAAUAAUAAUCUUAUGCCUGAAUUACAUGAUUUUUAUCAAUUUCAAAAUGGUUAUGAACUAUUAUUAUAUACUCAAGCAAUAUUAGCAUUUUCAUGGACAAAAGAAUAUGCAAGAAUAAAAAUAAGAUUCGAAGAAAAAUUCAAACAACAACAACAAUGUCUUUCUCCACAUGAAUUUUCAAAAUUUAUCAAUGCAUUAAAACAUUUGAAAAACAAGAGUCUUAGUUCAAUUUAA